Fusarium proliferatum ET1 is the source of this 180-nucleotide messenger RNA. RefSeq lists its product as uncharacterized. The coding region runs from base 1 to 180 and encodes 59 amino acids. NCBI's taxonomy places the organism in Eukaryota, Fungi, Ascomycota, Sordariomycetes, Hypocreales, Nectriaceae. The transcript is spliced from 2 exons. The record is from RefSeq and is a predicted model, not a curated record.
AUGCCCGGAUCAGAGAUUACCACAUCUACACCCGUAGAGAUAUGGAUUGCCGAUACUACCCAAAAUCUGAUUACUCCAAAAGCCUUCGCUGCCUGCGCUAUAACAAAAAAGGUCACGUGGCCACCAGUAUGGAUCGAUCCACCCCCAACGAAUAAUCCUAACGCUAAAGGCCUGCUUUAA